UGGAGGGGGUAAAAGGGAGUGGAGUGCGCGGUUGUCCGGGCGGCCAUUGCGGGUAUAUUGUCCGAAACCGCGAAUGCAAUUGAGUGCUGCGAGCGACACAAGUGAAAUCGACGAGAAUCAAAGGUCAUCCUCGAAGGAAGGUGCUCAGUGUGAAGCCCGGGACGCGCACGAAACCCCGGCCCGAUGGCUGAAUCAGACAAACUUAAUAUUGACAACAUCAUAGCUCGGCUUUUGGAAGUGCGAGGAGCUAGGCCAGGAAAAAAUGUACAAUUGACAGAAGGAGAAAUAAAGGGACUUUGCUUGAAGUCACGUGAAAUUUUUUUAUCACAACCUAUUCUGCUAGAACUUGAAGCACCGCUUAAAAUAUGUGGUGAUAUCCAUGGGCAAUAUUAUGACUUACUGCGACUGUUCGAAUAUGGUGGAUUUCCACCAGAGAGUAACUAUCUAUUUCUAGGAGAUUACGUUGAUAGAGGAAAACAAUCAUUAGAGACGAUUUGUCUCCUUCUUGCCUAUAAAAUCAAAUAUCCAGAGAACUUUUUUUUACUUCGUGGAAACCAUGAAUGCGCAUCCAUUAAUAGGAUAUAUGGAUUUUAUGAUGAAUGCAAACGACGUUACAACAUUAAACUAUGGAAAACGUUUACGGAUUGUUUCAACUGCUUACCUGUUGCGGCAAUAGUGGAUGAAAAAAUAUUUUGUUGCCAUGGUGGCCUUAGUCCAGAUCUACAAAACAUGGAACAGAUCAGACGUAUCAUGCGACCAACAGAUGUACCUGAUCAAGGCUUAUUAUGUGAUUUAUUGUGGUCUGAUCCAGACAAAGAUACAAUGGGUUGGGGAGAAAAUGACCGUGGAGUAUCAUUUACAUUCGGAGCUGAAGUAGUUGCCAAAUUUUUACAUAAGCAUGACUUUGACCUCAUAUGUCGUGCUCAUCAGGUGGUAGAGGAUGGCUAUGAAUUCUUUGCAAAGAGACAAUUAGUUACCCUGUUCUCAGCACCAAACUACUGUGGUGAAUUUGAUAAUGCCGGAGCUAUGAUGUCUGUAGAUGAAACACUAAUGUGUAGUUUCCAAAUUCUAAAGCCAGCUGAUAAAAAAAAAUUAACGUAUGGUGGCCUGAAUGCGAAUAGACCAGUGACGCCUCCUCGAGGUGGUGGAAAUAACAAAAGCAAGAAGAAGUGAAGUCCUUAGAUUUGUUUCUCAUAUUUUCUUUUGAACGCAAUGUUUAGAAUUUCAAAAUAACUUCCUUGAAACCCACAGUCUUUUAAGACAUUAAGUUCUUGUAAGAGAAAAGAUGUUAUUGUUAUUAUUUCUCCUAAUAUCGCUAUUAUUAUUAUCAACGCUAUUAUCAUAUUAUUUUUGAAUUUAUCAUGAACUCCACCCAUACAUUAACGAUCACAUUUUAAGUAAAAAAAAAUUCUGAAGGGGUAUAGUUUGUUAAGCAAAAAAAAAUAAGAAACGUUCGUUAUUAAAAUAGAAGCACUCAAAGUAAGAGGGAAAAAAUGCUAUUAAAUGGGUGUCUAUAAAAAAAAAAUUAACAAUAAGUUCAGUUACUCGAGAUUAGAUUAGAAAUUCAUCGCAAUUAUGAAAUUCUAUUAGGAUAAUAUAUUGUUGCGAACUACGAGAAAUUUUCAUGGCAAUUCAUUCUUAAUUCGUUGCUUAACAUUUUAGAGACCAUUUGCGAUAUCACUGAUUAAAAAAAAAAAAAGAAAAAAAAGAAAAAAAAAGAAAAAAAGAAAAAAAACAUGGCAUGGUACAGUUGAUAUAAUGUUAGAGGCAAUUUUAUUGUGCCAUUCUUCGCUUUGAUGGUAUACAUACCUACCUUAUUAAUGAGAUUAAUAUAUACAUAAUAUCGAGUACAUAGUGGUUUUUAACGACAAACAUUUCAAAAUGUGAUAUAUAAAUUUGGCUUUGUUACAUUUCUGUAAAUUGCACAAAAUUUGUAAGUGACAUACAGAUACGACUUUCGUAAAGAGACCGUUUUUGUAGAAUGUGCUUUUGUAAUUAAAUUUUUAUAAAUCGCAAAAAAAGCAGAAUGUUUUAGCUGUUCAGUAAAAAAUCGAUUUCAAUGAAUAUUUUUAAAAAACAGAAGGAAAAAGAAAAGAAAGAAGACUUAUAUAUAUACAUAUAUAUAUUCCUUAUUUAUACCUGUAUCCCGAAAUAAAUUUAUGAUAUAAAGUGUCGUAUCAUAGUGAAGUUUCAUUGGAUUCUUCACGACGUGCAUUGCGGUUACUAAUUUCCGAAAGGGAAUGGUAAUAAUAGAAUUAAUAAGAAAACAGGCUGUAAAUGUGUAUAAUGCAGGUAGCAAAGUUAUGCAUAUGUAUACAUACGAUUCAA
Messenger RNA from Frieseomelitta varia, 2328 nucleotides. RefSeq names its product serine/threonine-protein phosphatase alpha-2 isoform. Bases 184 to 1173 code for a protein of 329 amino acids. Gene Ontology annotation, molecular function: protein serine/threonine phosphatase activity. Gene Ontology annotation, cellular component: cytoplasm; nucleus. The transcript has 5 exons. The record is from RefSeq and is a predicted model, not a curated record. NCBI's taxonomy places the organism in Eukaryota, Metazoa, Arthropoda, Insecta, Hymenoptera, Apidae.